Molecule: messenger RNA, 2120 nt
Organism: Raphanus sativus (radish)
Lineage: Eukaryota; Viridiplantae; Streptophyta; Magnoliopsida; Brassicales; Brassicaceae
Exons: 8
Coding region: 75-1916 (613 amino acids)
Biological process (GO): glucan catabolic process
Molecular function (GO): beta-glucosidase activity
Source: RefSeq, a predicted model, not a curated record
UAUAUAUAUGAAGCUAGAAAUUAAGAAGAAGACACACCACACUCGAAUCAACUCAAGCGAUAUUGCCGGAGAGAAUGACCGAAGUUGCUGGAGAAGUUACCGCCAUGGACUGCGUUUACAAGAACCCUAACGAAGGUGUAGAAGACCGGAUUCAAGAUCUCUUACAAAGAAUGACAGUUGAGGAGAAGAUCGGUCAGAUGACUCAGAUCCACCGUGCCGUCUCAUCGGCCGCCGUCGUUAAAGACUUCUUUAUAGGCAGCGUAUGCAACUCGGCGGGGAAGUCAGGGAAUAAAGAUGUGUUGUCAGAGGAUUGGGCUGAAAUGAUCGACGGCUUUCAGACGGCGGCGCUAGAGACUCGUCUCGCCAUACCAAUCAUCUACGGCCUGGACGCAGUUCACGGCAACAACAAAUUCUACGGCACCACCAUUUUUCCUCACAACAUAGGACUCGGUGCCACCAGAGACUAUGAUUUGGCUAGAAGGAUUGGAUCAGCGACUGCUUUAGAAGUUAGGGCAAGUGGGGCUCACUGGGUAUUCGCUCCUUGUGUGGCUGUGUGCAAAGAUCCGAGAUGGGGAAGAUGUAUGGAGAGCUACAGUGAGGACACCGAAGUUGUGUGCAACAUGACAUCCAUAGUCUCCGGUCUUCAAGGAACUCCACCUGAAGGACACCCCGCCGGUUACCCUUUCCUAGCCGGAAGGAACAAUGUGGUAGCAUGUGCAAAGCACUUUGUUGGAGAUGGUGGUACAGAAAUGGGUAAGAAUGAAGGGGACACAGUAGCUUCAUACCAAGACUUGGAGAGGGUUCAUAUGGCUCCUUACUUGAACUGUCUUGCUCAAGGUGUCUCUGCGGUUAUGCCUUCUUAUUCUCGUUGGAACGGAAGAAAACUCCAUGGAGACCGCUUUCUCUUGACAGGAAUUCUCAAAGACAAACUCGGUUUCAAGGGAUGUUUGGUUUCAGAUUGGUCGGGAAUCGACAAGAUGGGAGAACCACGUGGUUCGAACUACCGUGAAUGUGUGGAAGCUGCUAUCAACGCUGGAAUAGACAUGGUCAUGGUUCCUUAUAAGUAUGAGAAGUUCAUUGAUGAGCUAACAUCUCUGGUGCAGUCCGGGGAGAUACCUAUGUCUAGGAUCGAUGAUGCGGUCGAGAGAAUUCUGAGAAUGAAGUUCACAUCUGGUCUUUUCGAACACCCUUUCUCUGACAGAUCGUUGCUCAAGUUUGUUGGCUGCAAGGAACACAGAGAGAUAGCUCGUGAAGCGGUUAGGAAAUCUUUAGUUUUGCUAAAGAGCGGGAAAGAUUCAGAGAAACCGUUUCUACCGUUAGAUCGAAACGCAAAGAGAGUUUUGGUGGCGGGAACUCACGCAGACGAUCUUGGGUUUCAGUGCGGUGGUUGGUCCAAAACUUGGCAGGGUCAAAGUGGUCAGAUCACAAUUGGCACGACAGUCUUGGAUGCCGUCAAAGCGACCGUAGGCGCAGAAACCGAAGUAGUUCACGAGAAGGCUCCUUCAGAGGAGACUUUGUCCAACACCAAGGACUUCUCAUACGCAAUCGUUGUCGUUGGGGAAGCGCCAUAUGCAGAAUCCAGAGGCGAUGAUCCUGAGCCAUCGAUACACUUCGAUGGGGCAGAGGUAGUGAGAUUGGUAGCUGAGAGAAUUCCGACAGUGGCGAUUCUUAUGACGGGACGACCUGUGGUUUUGGAUACUAUCAUGUUGGAGAAAGUGGAAGCUUUGGUGGCGGCUUGGUUGCCUGGAACUGAAGGAGAUGGAAUCGCUGAUGUGUUGUUUGGAGAUUACGAUUUCACUGGAAAGUUGCCGAUGUCGUGGUUUAGAGAGACGGAGCAGCUGCCGAUGAACCCGGAAAGUGAUACCUACGAUCCGUUGUUCCCUCUAGGGUUUGGGCUGAAAUUUAAGAGAGAGUAAAUAAUAAUAAGUACGUGGGAGAAUAAAUGUAAGAGAAGUCAAAAUAAGUGCUUUCUUGGCCAACUGUCUCUGAUAUCUUCUCAAUUUCGUUUGGAUUUGGUUUAGUCCGGUUUUCUCACUUUGUUUUUUUGUUUUGGUUUGGUUUGACACCUGUUUGGUGUAGGUUGUAUUUUAAGAACUUCGGAUUCAGUUUGCUUGCUUUUG